AUGGCGGCUCUGGCAUGGCUUGCUCAUCAGAUACAAUCCAUCGUGGACCCGAACAGUCCAAUGUCUUCCGUGGCCAUGAUCAUGUCGGGAUGUGUUCUUAAUGUGAUUGUCUUGGAAAUGAUUUUAAAUUUGGACUCAAAGAUGGGACCUCUGUUAACUCUUAUUCAAUUUAUAUUUAUUUCUCUUGAAUCAUUACGGCAUAACAUUGACUGGGAAACAAAAUCUUUGAAGAAGAGAGCCAUUCCUUUAUGGUUCUACUCUAUUCUUGUGUUCUUGUUCUUUUUCCAAUCCGUUGUAAAUAAUUUAGUUUUCAAGUAUCAUAUUUCUAUUAUUUUACAUACGAUAUUCCGAUCGAGCUCCUUGUUGAUGAAUUUAUUGAUUGGAAUUUUACUCUUUGGUAAAUCACAACCAAAAGAAAAGAUUAUUUCUGUUCUAAUGAUUACAGUUGGAAUAUUUAUUGCUGUCGUUGCAUCCAACAAGAGUGAGUCCAUUGUGUUUGGACAAGAAAUUGUUGGAACUGCAUGGGUGAUGGGUCUGAUACUACUUACAGCGAGUCAAUUUUCAACUGGGUUAUUAGGAAAUUUACAAUCGUAUGGCUACUCGAAAUAUGGAACAAGUGAUGAGAAUGAGAAUAUUUUCUAUUCACAUCUUCUCUCCAUUCCUUGUUUUAUUUUCUUUAAAGAUGACCUUGUGGAAAAUUUUGGAUCCAUGCAAUCCAAUCCAAUCAUGUAUUGGUACAUGUUUUUAAGUGUACUGACUCAAAUUGUUUGCAUUAAGGGAGUUUACAGAUUGACAGCUCAAACCAAUUCACUCACAACCACAUUGACCAUUACAAUUAGAAAGUUUGUGAGUUUAUUGUUUAGUAUUUUCUAUUUUGGAAAUACUUUUACGUGGCUUCAUGCUGUAGGAACCUUUAUGGUGUUUUAUGGAACUCACCUGUUUGUACAAAAUCCAAAGUCAACCAUAACGAGCGCAGAGUCAGCUCGCUCACAAAGUUUGUCUUCACCGACAACAGAGCUGCCCUCUUCAACAAAACUUCCACCCUCGAAUGAUCUCAAAUCUAAGCCUGUGCAAAAUUAA
This is a messenger RNA of Naegleria fowleri, 1080 nucleotides long. RefSeq lists its product as uncharacterized. Gene Ontology annotation, biological process: transmembrane transport. Bases 1 to 1080 code for a protein of 359 amino acids. Lineage: Eukaryota; Heterolobosea; Eutetramitea; Acrasida; Naegleriidae. Gene Ontology annotation, cellular component: Golgi membrane; endoplasmic reticulum membrane. Gene Ontology annotation, molecular function: transmembrane transporter activity. The record is from RefSeq and is a predicted model, not a curated record. The transcript has a single exon.